Abrus precatorius (Indian licorice) is the source of this 2162-nucleotide messenger RNA. Its product is annotated as fructokinase-like 2, chloroplastic. NCBI's taxonomy places the organism in Eukaryota, Viridiplantae, Streptophyta, Magnoliopsida, Fabales, Fabaceae. Gene Ontology annotation, biological process: plastid transcription; chloroplast organization; etioplast organization. The coding region runs from base 209 to 1951 and encodes 580 amino acids. The transcript is spliced from 5 exons. The record is from RefSeq and is a predicted model, not a curated record. Gene Ontology annotation, cellular component: chloroplast nucleoid.
AAAGUCCCAAACUUUACUAAAACGGCAUGACGUUUCGCACAGGACCCUACCUCUUUUAAAUCCCUUGUCGUUUUGGGGUGUUGUUCUUAAACCCUUUUCCCUUUUGGAGCCAUAAUCCUCAUAUGCUAAGGCUAACUAAACCUUAGCUAGUGCAGUGUGUCAUGCCAGAAAGAAAAACUACUCAGUGUUUCUAACUUGUACUCUUCCAAUGGCAUGCCUUUCUUUUCCCCAGUUUCUCUCACUUCCCAGGUACCACUUGAACUGGUCAUAUUGUUAUACUUCUUGUAAUGUACUGCAACUUGGGGAACUUAGGUCUGCGUUGAAAUGGGGUCAUGUGGCAAUGGCUAGGAAAAAGGCUUCUCUAGACUCUGCAAUAGAUGAACCCAGUGAAAAUGAAUCUGUGAUGAAGAAGAAGGCAACUAGGUCAUCUAAAACUAAGAGAGCAACGACAACGACGAAGAAGAAAUCAAAAGAUGAGUUUCUUGAAGGUAAUGCUGAUUUGUUGGUAGAUAGAGAUGAUGCUUCCGUUGAAGAAAGCUCAUCUGUGUCUAGUGAUGAUUCCAAGAAGAAAACUAGAAGGACUCGACGAAAAGAUGCGUCUAUAUCUGCUGGCUUGGAAGAAGAGAAGGAAUUCAAGGAAGAGAAAAAAGUUAGAAGACGAAGCAAACCUAAAGAGGAUAAUUUAAUUGUAGAGGACAAAGGUAGCGAGGCUGAAAUCAGCGAUGAAGAUGAGUCUUCAUUUAUUGGAACUGUGGAGGAUGAGAGUGAUGGUGGCUUGGAACUGGUAAAAGAUGAUGGAGAGGACAUUAGCUUUACUUAUGGGUGGCCUCCCCUUGUUUGUUGCUUUGGAGCUGCGCAGCAUGCUUUUGUGCCUUCAGGGAGACCCGCCAACAGGCUUAUAAAUCAUGAAAUCCAUGAAAGCAUGAAGGAUGCCCUGUGGAGUCCUGAAAAUUUUGUUAGGGCUCCUGGCGGCUCUGCUGGUAGUGUUGCCAUUGCUCUUGCAACCUUGGGUGGCAAGGUUGCCUUCAUGGGAAAGCUUGCGGAUGAUGAUUAUGGUCAAGCAAUGCUGUACUACAUGAAUAUGAAUAGGGUCCAAACACGAUCAGUCCGUGUUGAUGGUAAAAGGGCAACAGCUGUAUCAUUGAUGAAGAUUGGUAAAAGGAAUCGACUUAAAAUGAGUUGUGUAAAACCCUGUGCUGAAGAUAGUUUGACAAAAUCUGAGAUAAAUAUUCAUGUGCUGAAAGAGGCAAAAAUGUUCUACUUCACUACACAUUCCUUGCUUGAUCGUAACAUGAGAUCAACUACAUUGCAAGCCAUCAAGAUAUCAAAGCAUUUUGGAGGCGUUGUUUUCUUUGAUUUAAACCUUCCUUUGCCACUAUGGCACUCAAGGGAAGAAACCAAGAUUUUCAUUCAGCAAGUGUGGAAUCUUGCGGACAUUAUUGAGGUCACCAAGCAAGAACUAGAGUUCUUAUGUGGGAUCACACCAUCUGAAGAAUUUGACACCAAAAAUAAUGCCAAGUCAAAGUUUGUCCAUUAUGAACCUGAAGUGAUUGCUCCACUUUGGCAUGAAAAUCUCAAGGUUUUAUUUGUGACUAAUGGAACAUCCAAGAUACAUUACUACACCAAAGAGCUUGAUGGUGCUGUUCUUGGGAUGGAGGAUGCUCCGAUUACCCCUUUCACUUGUGAUAUGUCAGCAUCUGGAGAUGGCAUUGUUGCAGCACUCAUGCGAAUGUUGACAGUUCAACCUGAGUUGAUAACUGAUAAAGGAUACCUAGAGCAUUCCAUCAAGUAUGCAAUCGAUUGCGGGGUCAUAGAUCAAUGGAUACUUGGUCGAGUACGCGGCUUUCCUCCUAGUGAAGAUAUGGAGGACAUAACUGCUGAUCCAAAUGGUAUAAGGUCAGUUACAGAACAAGAAUACCGCACAGUAGGGUAUGUUAGUGAUAGUGAGUAAUAUCAGUUUUGUACCUUAUGUUUCUCACAGUGAAGUUUUCAUCCCUUGUAUAGAAAACUAGAGUGUUUCAUUUGUUUAUUUGUUUCUUUCCGUGUUUUCCACUGCUAGAGGUAAUAUUACCUUUGGUUUUUGUAUUCCCAUUUUUUCUGUUGUACCAAUGACAUUAUAAUCAAAAUUCAAAAUCUCAAAUUUUCACUUUACAUUUCUUUCC